Brassica rapa (field mustard) is the source of this 1527-nucleotide messenger RNA. Its product is annotated as protein TIFY 6B. The record is from RefSeq and is a predicted model, not a curated record. Gene Ontology annotation, biological process: response to wounding; regulation of defense response; regulation of jasmonic acid mediated signaling pathway. Lineage: Eukaryota; Viridiplantae; Streptophyta; Magnoliopsida; Brassicales; Brassicaceae. Gene Ontology annotation, cellular component: nucleus.
CUCAUGCGCGAUGGUUAAAAAGAGAAAACGCGGUCUGUGUUGUUAACACGUUUUUUCAUUUUUUUCCAACUUACAAAAAGAAAAUCCUCUCUUUUGCUCCAUCUUCCAAGUUCCAGCGACGCUUUGAUCGUUUAUUUCAGGUAGAUAUUUGUUUGAUUCCGGCGUUUUUCAAUCGCUCGUGGUUUGAGAUCGAUUAACAUGGAGAGAGAUUUUCUCGGGCUGGGUUCGAAAAAUUCGCCGAUCACUGUGAAAGAGGAAACAAGCGAAAGCUCCAGAGAUUCAGCUCCCAAUAGAGGAAUGAACUGGUCAUUCUCAAAGAAAGGCUCUGCUGCUUCUUCUCAGUUUCUAUCUUUCAGGCCAUCUCAAGAUGACAGACAUAGAAAGCCUGGAAACUAUCAUCUCCCACACUCUGGUUCAUUCAUGCCAUCAUCAGUAGCAGAUGUUUAUGAUUCUAACCGGAACACUCCAUACAGUUCUGUACAGGGAGCCAGGAUGUUCCCUAAUUCCCAUCAACAGCAAGAAUCUAUCACAGUUUCCAUGGCCAGGCCGGGUCUCCAGUCUCAUUAUCCACCAGGAGGAAAAAGCUUCAUGAGCAAUGGCAUAAACUCACAACCUUUUGUAGGAGUUCCUAUCAUGGCACCUCCAAUCUCAGUCCUUCCUGCUCCAGGUUCCAUUGUAGGGACAACUGAUAUUAGAUCUUCUUCCAAGCCAUUAGGAUCACCAGCUCAGUUGACCGUCUUUUAUGCCGGUUCAGUUUGUGUUUAUGAUGACAUAUCUCCUGAUAAGGCCAAGGCGAUAAUGUUGCUAGCUGGAAACGGUUCCUCUAUGCCUCAAGCCUUCUCACCACCUCAAACUCAUCAACAGGUGGUCCAUCAUGCUCGUGCAUCUGUUGAUUCUUCAGCUAUGCCUCCUAGCUUCAUGCCUACAGUCUCUUAUCUUAGCCCUGAAGCUGGAAGUAGCACAAAUGUACUCGGAGCAAGAGGCUUUGCAUCAACAUACCAUAACAACCAAACUAAUGCAUCUACUGUAAAGCCUCAAACAGUGGCUUUACCUCAGGCUCGCAAAGCAUCUCUGGCUAGGUUUUUAGAGAAACGCAAAGAAAGGGUCACAAGUGUAUCGCCAUAUUGCUUGGACAAGAAGUCACCAACAGACUGUCGUACGCCAAUAUCUGAAUGCAUAAGUUCGUCAUUCAGCUCUGCAACCUAAAUCUCAUUUGCAGUAAUACAUACUGCUUCAGACCACUCCAGGACCAUGUUUUUAUUUCGAUGGUGAAUUUUUCAGUUCUUUUUUUUUUUUUGUUCUGUUACAGAAUUUUCCUUUUGCGCUGGCUACACUUGAGCUUCUUCUUAGCUUAUAUACUAUAGUGUAACUCUUUCUUCUCUCGCUACAUUGAGUUUCUUUGUAGCUAGCUUAUACUGUAGUAUAGUGUAUACUUCAGUUAUGUCAUUUUGGUCGAAUGGAACUAUGAGAGCAAAUUGAAUUUGUACUUUUGAAUUUUGUAGAAAAUGUUCGUUUCUUCUCUUUAGA